This is a messenger RNA of Naegleria fowleri, 1863 nucleotides long. RefSeq lists its product as uncharacterized. Bases 1 to 1863 code for a protein of 620 amino acids. The record is from RefSeq and is a predicted model, not a curated record. The transcript has a single exon. NCBI's taxonomy places the organism in Eukaryota, Heterolobosea, Eutetramitea, Acrasida, Naegleriidae.
AUGGAAUCAUCAUCACCUUCUCCCACAUUUAUAAUUCCUCUCUUCAUCAUCAUUCUCUUUUUAUGUUCUCCGUUCAUAUUGACGACGAUAAAUUAUAAGGAUUCAAAUGAUGGCGUAUCAUCAUACAAUCAGGUCCAUGGCGAGCCUUCAACAGUAGUUCCUUUACCGAAUAUUGAUUUCUCGGAAAUGUAUCCCUUCAUUCAACAUAUUGAUACUUACAUCAGUUACAAGACACAGAUUGAGUCUUUUCCGAACAUGUUAUUAAUUAUUUAUUUUCCUUGGGAUAGUAUCACCAUUUACGAGGUGAAACAGGCUCUUAUCGAAGUUUAUAAGGAAUUUUCUCAAACCGAUAGACUCUUUACGGAAUACAAUGGAGAGUUACUGAAUGGCUUAACUCUCAUCCCAACCACUUCCAACUCUUAUAAUAACAACACAUCCGAUAAUAAGUUUGUUGUACGAGUGAUUAAUUAUCAUAAUGUUCAAGACAAGGAUCUGAAAGAAAAACUAGUUACUUUGACUUCUCCUUCCAUUCGAUUCAUAAAAGGCCUGGAAUCAGAACGACAUUAUUUCUAUAGCCAGUAUUCUUCAACCAUGCUCAUGAGAUUUAUCAAUAUUUCACUAAAUAGAAAAAUGUUGACGGAAGAGUAUCGUGAUGUGUGCAUUAACGAGUCAACACGAAAUGAACAAGCCAGAGAAAAAGCUCUUAGUCAUAUAUUGGAAGAAGAGCAAGUAUUAAUUGGCUAUUUUCCAGACCAAUCCAAAGAUGAGCAAAUGUAUUUGGAGAAAUUUUAUAAUUCUACUUUCAAUUAUGUGCAACCUUUGCGCCUCAAGUUCGUAAAGGUUUUAAGUGAGAGCAAAUUGAAAGAAUAUUUUGGAUGUCAUUCAACACUUCUUGGAAAAUUUAGAAAAAUUUCGACAGUUGUUCUCUACAAUAUUGUUAAGGAUGUGAUACAUGUCUACAAUAGUGAGCCCAAAUUAUUGGCAGAUUGGGUUCUCGAAAAGUAUGAACCACUUGUUGGAGAAAUUCAGUCACAAAGCUCGAGAAAAUUUUUAGAGUACAAGAAUAAGGUCAUGCUUUUCUUGGAAUCAUCUCAAAACGAUGCAAUAAUGAAAGCGUUCAAGAAGUUCUCGUUUGAAACAUACAAUCAUUUUAAAGGUGUUGAAUAUCGAUUUGGUUUUAUUGAGAGGGAAUAUGCAAAGAAUUUAUAUAGAAGCUACAUUCGAAGUGGACCAAAUCCUGGACAAGUGUUGACAGUUUACAAUAUGCCUGAAGAUAUCUUCCCCUCAGCAAUGAUUGUAGUGAAUAGCACUAUUUACUUUUUGGACAAAUGUUUAGAAAGAACUUAUGACAAAUUUGAGGCUUAUCAACAUUGCUUUCAAAAGUUCCUUGAUCAACCUUCUUUAUUUAUUCACCACAACAGCUUACAAAUCAAAGACAGCAUUUCAUAUAAUGCUCUCAAAUCAAUUCUCAAUUUACAAUUUAGAUCAAAAUUGGCACUAGUUUUCAUAUUUUCAUCAUCGUUCGGUAACACCAAUUACUACCUUUCAAUGCUUGAUGAAAUUAGUCAAGAGAUGAGUCCUUUCCUGGAUAUUUAUAAACUUGAUGUCAAGUAUAAUGAUAUUCCAAGUGAGCUUUUUGAUAAUAUUGGGCUAGUUUAUUCAAAGUAUAGCGAACUGGAUUAUAAUAUGGAGAAUAUACCGUACUUAAUACUUGUCCCAAACCAUCAGGACUCACCAAAUAGAAUUUAUCGUCAACCAACCAUUUCAUACUCCCUUUUAAGAAAAUGGAUUUCAGAGUAUGUUGCACAGUACUUGAUGCAACGUGUUGAAAUACCAACAGGAACUGGAGAACUUGUGUUGUAA